AUGGAGUUUGUAACACAUUGUGAAAAUUCUGAAAGUUCUACUACUUCAUCUAUCAUCCCUGAAAUGGAGACUUCUUCUCAAAUUGUUGAACUUGCUCUUUCUGUAGAACGAGCUGAUACUGCGGCAUUGCUUGGAGCUGAUGAAAGUAGUAUUGAUACAUUAGAAAAAAAAAGAUUAGAAGAGAUAAGACAACAACAGAUUAGUCAAGCUAAACUUAUGGCUGAAAGAAGACAAAAGAAAGCUGCUAUGGGUAUGGAACAACGUCAAAAUUGGGAACAAGAAAUUGAGAGAUAUCGUAUAGAAAAUGAAGAGGUUGAAGAAAGACAAAGAAGACUUGAUAUAGAAGAAACAAUGGAAGAAUUUUAUCCUAAAUUAUGUGAAUGGGUUGGAUUUAGUAAUUAUGAAGUGUUAUACAAUAGUUUAGAAGAUGGAACAAAUGCAUCAGAUUUUAAUAAAAAAGUAUGUGGAGAAAAGAAUGUUAUGUUUAUUAUAAUCACAAAAACAGGAUAUGCAUUUGGAUGUUUUUGUCAUAAAAAAAUUCCUUAUCCAAAAAAAUCUUAUAUUUAUUCAAUGUACGAUAAAAAAUAUUUCACUUUUUCUUUAAGAAAUCCUUCUUGUUCAGAACCAAUAUACUUUAAACAAAAACAUCAUGGAAAAUCUAUUUGUAUUUGGCCAAAUGAUGAACAAAAUUUUAUUUUUACAACAAAACGAUUUAUUAAAAUUAAAAAUCCUAAUGGUCCUCAUGGUACACGAUCAUUCUUUCAUGGUAAAUUCUCAUUAAAAUAUAAAAGUAAAGACCAUCAAAAAAGAGAACAUACUUUCUUUACACAAACAACUGCAUUUGAUGUACAUCGUUUAGUUGUUUUACAUUGGUUUUAA
This is a messenger RNA of Entamoeba nuttalli P19, 879 nucleotides long. RefSeq lists its product as hypothetical. The coding region runs from base 1 to 879 and encodes 292 amino acids. Lineage: Eukaryota; Evosea; Mastigamoebida; Endamoebidae. The record is from RefSeq and is a predicted model, not a curated record. The transcript has 2 exons.